AUGAAUCCCAUAUCGCUUUACAUAACUACGUCUAGAUUGGUGUUUCAGUCUGAUUUAUCUAGCGAACUUGAAGACUUGAAUCGGUUGUUACCCUACCUGCGUAAAAGUCUCAGUUGCGUUGUAUGCUGCAAGCUACUAGUUGAACCGCAGAGCCCAUCCACUACCGGUUGUCAGCACCAUGUUUGUCGCGUUUGUGUUGGCAAGCGCAAGAAGCUUAAGCCGGUAUGCCGCUUUUGUAAAGAUUUCUUCCAAUACCGGGAGAACAUGCAGCUGCGCAUCCUGUUGCAAUGCUACAAAAGCAUCUGCUUAUAUAUUCGUACCAAACCGAUUUACGCUGAGAUACAAAAGUGCUCCACGAUACAGUCAUUGUCUAAAGGAAGCGUACCGGGUGGUAGCCGAGGAGUACCCCCUAAUAGUCUAAUGGAUUUGAUCGAGGAGGGUGCGGGGUUCGUCGAUGUUUUCCAGUGCAAUUCCGGACUGUCCAGAUCAGCUUAUUCCAUACUACCGUGCAUCUUCCCGGUUCCGGUCGUGAGCGGUUCCUACGAAAGGCCUGAUAAUUGUAAAUCUUCACAAAAGCUCAAAUUAAAAUUGAAAGAGUCAGAGCAACAGGUGGUGUACUCGCAAUUACACGGUUCGCAAGAGAAACUACGGCAACCACAGCAUUUACAACUGCAGCCAGCGCUUCAAAAACCACAGAAAUUACAAAAAUUGCAGCAGUCAAAUCAAAAAGUUAAUGUCCAGCAGCAACGACAAAAACAAUUACAACACCAGCGGCCUUUACUACAUCAGAAUUUGCAACGUCAAAAACUUCAGCAUGAACAACGACGACAACUUUAUCGACAGCAACAACAAUGCAUAUUAAUACAAAAACGAAAACGUCAGCAGAAAAUGGGACUUCAGCAGCAACCGUACCAUACACAAACGAACCAACAGAUACAACAGCUACAACAACCGCAAAAGCCACAACAUCAAAAUCAACAACAACGCCAACAACUACUACAGCAUCAACAACAGGAGCAACAUAAAUUACAGCUUCACCAACAGCAGCAACAGCAACAGGUAUUGUUGCAAAGGCAACUAAAUCAACAAAUAGUGCAACUACCACCACAACUAUCGCCGCAACAACAGCAAAAGCAAGCGCCUAUAUUUCAACAGCCAGCGCAAGCGAUGCCGUCAGUUUUUCCUCCUUCGCAACAGCAACCGAGAUCCGCCGGCUCUGACGAUACUUCGGUCAAUACUCAAUCCAGUGUAUGUCGCGUAGUUCCUUCUCGUUUUGGUCCAGCGAUUAUACACACGAAUUCACCGUCGAGCCGCAUUAACUUUGUGGCCCCAAGUAUUGUGUCCUCAAAUUCACUGCAGUCAAGCGUCGUAACACCAGUUGUGAAGAAUACGUGUGCACCGACAACACCACGUAUUGUUAACAUUACUACACCGCAGGAAAUCAAGUAUCAACAAACGCCGAUCAAGACGGUUUCUAGUGGUUCGACAAUGUACUCGGUUCUUUAUGCUGGAAAUGGCAACAAGUUCACGAUCAAGCGGAAGCCGGACGCACCCUCAAUUUUAAAAACGGUUGAUGCCCAACCAAUGAAGAUGGUAGCGACGAUGGUUUCGGUAGCAACUACGUCACAACAACCUCUCAUGUCUUCGUCCCAUACACAAUUGGCUCAAAUGAAGCCGUGUUUGUCGGCAAUUCGACCGAAUGGACCACAACGUCAGUCGCAAGCCACAGCCACGCAAUUGCCACAGCAAGUACAGCAGCAGCAGCUACCUCAGCAACACUUUAUACAACAACCUUCUGCACAACAAACAAUAGUGUAUAAGCACGAGCUUCAGCGGCAAAAUCCACCCCAACUUUCGCAACAGAUACAACAAACCGGACGACAGCAACAAUUGAUACUUCAGCAACCGCAACGACAGCAACAAUAUCAGCAAUUGCCAAAAACGCAACAGUUCCAUGUGCAACAAUCUCAAUUAUUGGUUCAUAAACCACAACAUCAGCAGCAAUCGCAGCAACCACAAGUUUUACAGCUACAACAAUUGAACACGCAGCAGUCGCAGCCGUUGAAAUUACAGCAACCGAUGCAAUUGCAACAGCAGCCGUUGGUAGAACAACAGGAAGGUGUGCAGCCACCGCAACAGCACCUUCCGCCACGACAACAAUUUCAGCAACAACAACAACAACUUAAGCGGAAAGGUUGUCGUUGUGGCAAUGCGACACCUACACCUGGAAAGCUUACAUGUUGUGGCCAGCGCUGUCCGUGUUACGUCGAUUCAAAGUCUUGCAUUGAUUGUAAAUGCCGCGGUUGUCGCAAUCCACACCGCGCCGAUGGUUUGAAGAUCCGACGCUCUCUCUCAGAGCUGUUGCAACAAUACAACACCACACAUGUUCAGGGGCAAGGUUCUGUCGAAGUGAGGAAGGAGUCCACCCAACAACAAGAUAUGCAAGCAGGGGUAUCUAUGACUGGUGUACCAGGUGAUAUAGGUGAAUCAGCAGUGGUAGUUCCAAACAUAACGUCCGUCACUUACUGCCUUAAUGCGGUGAAGGUAUCUACAGAACCGAUCACCACAGUUGCCUCGAGAAGUUUUGGAGGAUCGAAGGUGAAGAUUAUUAGUGCCGGUCACCAAGCGGCAGCACCAGCAAUGGUUUCCGCUAUGAAACCAAGAUCGGCAACCCCUGUUACCACUACCACUUCGCUCCUUAAGCAGGACUUGAGCAAACCUUCGAUAGCGGGUGUGGUGCCUUCGGUGCAUUGUAUGCCUUCGUCGAACGAAAGCGGCUUUAGUAUACGGCCGGUUCUGGGGAGCUUCGUGACCGAAACUUCAUCGUCCCUUAACUAUCAUCCAGUAACCAUAAACUCCGUUUCUUCGACCGCCUCCACGGACACUACUGGUGGUCAAUCGUCAUCUUCGAUCAUGACUCCGCUUGUCGGUAUUAACAGCACAAACACUAUUGUACCGGUAAGUGCAGUUAGUUCUCCGACCAGCAAUAACUACUUCGGUCGUUUAUGGACACGUUUCGGCGAUACAAGCGAUACAUGUGCUUUACUAAAUCCAGCUAUUACUAGAGUAGGAGGAAACGGAAGUGGACCGUCAACAUCGAGACAGCAUAUAGUUUCCCAAAUCAUACGCAAGCCGGAUACUUUGCUAAGUCAAAACUCAGUUCGCGCUGGUGCCAUACCUAUAACUUCAUCUGCAGCAGCUUCGCUCUCCCCUCUGCCACCAUCAUCUUCUCUGUCACCUUCAAUGCCUGUUGUGAAUGCGCCAAUCACGUCUCCUUCAUCCAGCAUGAUGUUUGGUGGCGGGAUCAAUCCGAUUACAACCGAUUUUUUUAUCAUAAACCAUAGUCCUGAUCCUCUUUCAAGUUAUGACGUUAACUGCAUUACAAAUUUAGAUCACUUACUCGACUCUGAUGGUGAUUUGUGCGAGGACCUUGAAAUCCCUGCUUCUAGUUUGGUUUCGAUUGAUUGAUUGCGUUGCAUUGAAUGUUAACUUUCACAAUUUUUUUGUUAUCACUAAUUUAAUUGAUUCAGGUCUUAGGA
This is a messenger RNA of Anopheles cruzii, 3539 nucleotides long. RefSeq lists its product as uncharacterized. Gene Ontology annotation, molecular function: ubiquitin protein ligase activity. The coding region runs from base 1 to 3468 and encodes 1155 amino acids. The transcript is spliced from 2 exons. The record is from RefSeq and is a predicted model, not a curated record. NCBI's taxonomy places the organism in Eukaryota, Metazoa, Arthropoda, Insecta, Diptera, Culicidae. Gene Ontology annotation, cellular component: MSL complex.